Messenger RNA from Ostertagia ostertagi, 225 nucleotides. The record is from the annotation of a GenBank genome assembly. NCBI's taxonomy places the organism in Eukaryota, Metazoa, Nematoda, Chromadorea, Rhabditida, Trichostrongylidae.
CAAGUUUGUGGUUCUUCGAGCGUCUCCCACCACCAUGGAACAGCUUGAGGUCGUCCGUGAACUGCACGACAACAUGCACAAAUACGAUCUCGACUUUUGGCUGACUCCACACUCGGUUGACCACAAAGCAGACAUCAUGGUCAGAGAAACGGAACGGAGCUGGUUGGAGAACGUCCUAACGAACAACAGCAUUUCACAUAUGGUGACCAUUCCAGACGUUCAGCA